Diachasmimorpha longicaudata is the source of this 4294-nucleotide messenger RNA. RefSeq lists its product as uncharacterized. Gene Ontology annotation, molecular function: RNA polymerase II transcription regulatory region sequence-specific DNA binding; DNA-binding transcription factor activity, RNA polymerase II-specific. Gene Ontology annotation, cellular component: nucleus. Gene Ontology annotation, biological process: response to unfolded protein; regulation of transcription by RNA polymerase II. The record is from RefSeq and is a predicted model, not a curated record. The coding region runs from base 817 to 2637 and encodes 606 amino acids. The transcript has 5 exons. NCBI's taxonomy places the organism in Eukaryota, Metazoa, Arthropoda, Insecta, Hymenoptera, Braconidae.
UCCCAGAAAUCUCGUGGCAAAACAACAACAGACGUUGAGUCUCUCGUGCAAGUUUCAUGAAAAUAUUCGCGAACUGUCGUCUGAUUAUUUUCCAUGUGAGUGUGAACAGUCCAGUGAUUACAUUAUUGUGAGCAAUUGCUGUGCAUACCUCAAGAUUAAUAAUUCAGGAUUGUUUAAUUUACUCGUGAUAUACGAAAACAUCCAUUGGCUGAUGAAAGUCAUGGUCAUCAUGCGUAGAGAUCGUGGACUGGCAAAGGGCCUCAACGACAUAUGACCCGUGCAUAAACAUCCACAUAACCGUAGUUCAUCGUUUCCCUGCAUUGACACAUUCACAACACUUUUUGGCUGCCACCAAAACAAAGAUAGGCGUUAUCCCCCACCCGUGGGCGCUACCAUUUUAGUUCUAUCGAGGAGACGUGAAGGAGAAAAAGAAACAAAAUCGAGGAGAACACGGAGGAUAACAAAAACAUUGGGGGGUUUUUGUGAGCACGCGGUGCAGGAGAAAAACACUAGACUUGUGGGUGCAUAGACGAUAGAAAUCGUUUGACUCCCACGCGUCGAUUGAUAUUACAUGUGUAAUCACAGUGGCACGUGUUGGUCGAUUAUUUUGAGAUUGUCAUAGAGUCGCUGAGAGCCACCAUUUGUAUUAUUGACAGUCGUGGGGCUUUGUUUACUCUUCUGGCGCAUACAUUGUUGAGUGAUGAAAGAGCCUUUGUUCACAAAUUGAGAAAAUUUGUGAUUUAACGAGUUUGUUCAAAAAUAUUCAUUCGAAAAUUUCACAAGUCUUGAAUAAAUUUUUAAAAACAUACGUGAAUAAUGGGGGAUCCGAAUUACUCGGAUUAUUUGCUCGAGUAUGGUAGUAAUGCAAUGGAUACUCUGGUGAAGCAAGAGCCUGCUCAGCCACUGGAGAUCGGAUCGUCGUCGGCCUCAGUUCCCAUACCUGGAGGACAUCGAGGUACACGAGGGGUUUAUGAUCAAUUUUCACCUUCUCCGCUUGCUGUCUUCUCGAACUGGGGGACCAGGCCCGAUCAGGAUGACACGCAGUACAAAAUUGAUUCCGAUCCGCUGGACAUUGGAUUUAAAAUGGAAGAUGAUGAUAUUUUUCAAGUGGAUAAGGCCGAUUUAUUUCAGGGGCCCACGUUAGCUGAACUUAAUGCCAAUGAUGAUAUUCUUCUGGGGGAUAUCAAUUUCGAUGAGCUGCUGCAAACUGAAGAUCGACUGCAGCCUCUCAGAAGUGAUACCAACAUCAUGCAGACCAGCGGACCCUUGAUCAGUGGAGGGCCGGCUAACUUUGCGUCCAGCAGCUUCCCACAGUCGACUAUUUUGUACAGGAAUUGUCAGCCUUAUGCUGCUACCUCGGGGUUCAACUUCAAUGGGGUUGGAUUCAUUGACAAUCUUGAGGCUGUUAGUCCACCUGCCUAUCCCAGCCCUAGUACCAGUAAUUUAGCAGGAUCUCUGGAUUCGUGUUACGAUGUAGGUAGUUCAACCGCCAGUUCAUCAACGUCCCCUCACCCCAUCGUAAGACCGACAACUCAGUCAACCCUCCAUGAACUCCUCAUGAGAAAAGCUGAGAAUGUACCCACCAGUCCCAUCUACAACCCGAUGGACACAUCUCCGAUGGAAACUACUACAACUCAGAUAAAGCCCUCCAGGCUUUCCACGUCAGCUCCUACACAGACGAUGGGAUUGGAGCAGCUGUGGGCCAGGCGAGAGCCUCGGCAACAUCUCUUGAGUACCAGUAGCAUGGGAGUUGUCGAGGCUGGUUCCACCAGCAGUGUAAGCACUGGCGGGGCACUCAGUCCAGAUCCUCUGGGACACAUCGAGGGGAUUGGACAGAUUGACCCACUCAGCCAUGAUGAGGAAUAUGAGGACAGUGAUGAUGAUAGCGAUCAUUACUACGAUACUAGUGACAACGAGAGUGGUGGAAGUGAUGGUGAGGAUCAAAGCAGUAUUAAAGGAAGCAGUGAGGGACGAGAAUCAAAACACAGCAAGAAGGAGAAGUAUUUCUGGCAGUACAAUGUGCAAGCUAAGGGACCUAAAGGCCAAAGACUGGUGGCACGUGCUCGUCUAGAGGAUCCACAUGUCCUCAAUCAGGCCACUGAUCCCGUUUUUAGCCCUGAUUGUGCACUCAGGGGUAUAAAGCACAGUGGUAAAGCCAGAAAGGGCGAUGGAAACGAUCUCACACCGAAUCCUCGAAAAUUGUUCAGCAUCGGAAGGGAAUUAGAUAAAUUGGCUCGUGUGAUCAAUGACAUGACACCAGUUUCAGAGUUGCCAUUCACUGCUAGGCCAAAAACAAGAAAGGAGAAGAACAAGUUGGCUUCUAGGGCCUGUAGAUUGAAGAAGAAGGCACAGCACGAGGCGAAUAAGAUUAAAUUGCAUGGGUUGGAACAUGAACACAAACGUCUGAUUCAUGGAAUAUCGCAGAUGAAAAAUACCCUGGGGAAAAAACUCGCAGAACGAAAUGCGGAGCAUCAGGAGGAACUCACGCGACAGAUGGAUAAAAUUGUUAAAUUAGCUACAAAGGGUAAUCCAUUUGUUUCAGAAGUACGUAUUGCAAACCACUCAACUGAUUUUGUCAAUAAAGUCCUCGACAAAGUAAAAUCGGGGGUUUCUGAUGGUGGAAUUGACGACUUUUAGUACAGAGUUGUCACAGUUGUUCUUUCUGGCACAUCGAGUGUGUAUUUGAGGGAACGAAAGACAGUCUAACCGUGCACACAGCGACACAUAUAUUUUCCUGGCCAUCGUUGAUAAAUUAAGAGUUUAAUUUUUUAAAUUAUUGUUUAUUCGUCUAUUCGGAGUAUGAAACUAUCGUCAUCGUUCGAUGAAAGUCAACUUGAAGCUUUUUUUAUCAUGAACGAAGUAGAAGAUUCGAAAUUAACUUUAUUUUUCAUUUCUUUAAAGGGGAGCCUUUGGUAAGUUUUGAGUCUUGAGCUAUUAAUGGCAAUUUGGAGACUGGAGAUUUCGAAAUUCAUGAAAAAAUUUAACAGUAAGGAAUUCGUUUCUUUUUCUUAAAAUGUAUAAUUUAUUUUUUUUUAAUAUGUUUAUUUGUCUAUAUGUAUUUCUGAGUCAUAAGCAUCGGAACAAAUCAAGUGUCCACUUGACCCUAUCGUCUCUUGCAUAAUUGAUCUCCAGUAGCCCAUGACUUGUGAAACUUAUGAUAGUCUCCCUUCAAUGCACUUUGGGUGAUAUUUCAAAAGUUAUCACAUUAGUUUAGAAUAGAAUUUACUUGCGAGUGAAGGAUAGUUGGCUGACAUGGUCUACCUCAAAAAGUAACGCUAUACCUGCAUAAAAAAAACCUUUGAGAGAGUUUAGAGUAUACAUUAUCUACAAAUAUGAUAUAACGAUAUAUAAUUAUAUUUUAUGUCUAGACAUUAGGCUGCUGGAACAGCUCUGGUAGCUGAAAGCGCUUCUAUGAUAAGAGAUGAUCAUAUAUAAUACAUAAACAUAGCUUUUGAUUUUUCAAUAUAUUUUAUUAAUAUUUUCCGUAGAUAUUAUAUAUUUCGCCUACUGUUAAUCAAAUCGAAUAUAAUUGGGACGUGAAGGAAUUUAUCUUUGUACUGUAAUUUUCACUGUGAAAAUAGAAUCCUCAAAUUUUAUGUCAAUUGAGAGUUGCCUAGGAUGAUUUUUUACGAUAAUGGAGUACAAUGAAAAUAACUGGGGGACGACUAUACAAUUUUGAAAGCAUAGUCAUUUUUUAUGACACGAAAUAUCUCUUGUCGCAAUGGCAACGGUUUCAGGCGUUUUUUCAUUUCCUAAAUAUGGAAAUUUUUCAUCGCCUGUUACCGAUGCAAUGGAUUUUUACGUUUAUGUGCCACAUUAUUUUAAGGAUAAGUCAUCAGUUGAUUCGUUAUUUUUAUUUUAUAUCUUAUCUUAGGUUUUAUAAAAUAUUUUUCCACGAGUGGUUUUUACUUGUUAAAAAUGUGUUUUUUUUUUUCGUUCGCUUUUUAUGAGAAACAGGUACAAGUUAUAGUUUGAUACUCUAAAUUUGUAGGAUAUUUUAUCGAUGUAAAUAAUAGAUGUGAUUUUUUUAAGUUUACGAGAGUUUUUUCUUUCCUUUUUUUUUCAGUAAGUUACCUUCAACGUUUUGAUCACGAACAAGAAGCACACAAAUUUGGAAAGAAAAUAGAAUUGAAUACAAAAUUACCGGUGAAAUGAAAUUAAGAAACUUUAGAGGUACUAUUGUAUUUUAUUCACAUAUGCGUAAUAAAUGUUCUAUCACAUAACAUGAGUAUAAAGAAAUUAUACAUCAUCUGUACAAGGCUAUUGUAUGCGUAAUAAAACCGCAGAAUUACAA